This is a messenger RNA of Linum trigynum, 4001 nucleotides long. The record is from the annotation of a GenBank genome assembly. NCBI's taxonomy places the organism in Eukaryota, Viridiplantae, Streptophyta, Magnoliopsida, Malpighiales, Linaceae.
GACGGUAUAAUAUCAGUGAAAUCUUGUCACAUUUUUGUGCAGUGUAGGUUUACAUAUAUCUAGCAUUUUUAUGCUCCGUGUAUCAAAGAGGUUUAAUUGUUACCUACUCCUCUAAACUCUCUUACAUUCAAGAAGAUUCACAUCAUCGUGUAUUUUUUUUUUUUUUUUUUACAAACGUGUCACUCCAAAGAGAUGUUACGACCCAUACAUUCAACCAUAUAACGCAUCUCUUUGCCAACCAAAAUUCCCUUCAUUGACUGACAUCUCAUCCUUGUCCAUUGGUGCCAGGAGCCCAUGACAACGAUCUAGCUCAAAUCUUAUAUCAACAUCAUACACUUCUCCUAAUCGCGUUCUUUUUGUUUUAGCAUCAUUCACAAAUGCCAAACUCCUAUCAAUACAAAAUAUAUGCUAUUGGCAUUCACCAUAUUUUGUUAUUAAACAUCAUCUCACAAUAUCUAUAUUAUCUCUCGGAUUUCAGCCACAAUAUGACUACUUAUUUCGCUUGAUUAUGUAAUGAUAUAUUUCACUAUGAAUAUAUUUUACAACGAUUUUAAUUCAAGUACUUCCUUCGAUUUGAUACACCUGGUUUAUAAUAAAACUUUCACCUUCAUCGGAAUUUUAAUUGGAGGACUCAAACUGGUAGAUUAGAAGGAUUUGAGCACCGAAGCGUCAAUUUGUCGAGGAUCUAUUGUCGUUUUCGAGACCAGGCUUGAAAAUAAGUUACAAAUGAAAAAGGGAAACGUGAAAAUCGAAAAAACGAGGAAAGCGAAGAUCGGGAUCAGCACGCUCAGUCCUAUUUCUGCUCGCCGGAACUCUUCCUAUCGCCGCCACUACUGCCGGUCAUUCUUCACCACGUACUGAGAGAAAGAAAAGAGGAAGGAAGGGAGGAGAGCUAGAUGACGGCCUAAGAACAAGAAUACAAGAGAGAAGCAGCUGGGCGCGGAGAUAUAAGAGGAAGGGAGAAAGAGAGAGAGAGAGACAGCCGCGCCGGAGAGAGGUGUUCCAGGCAACAGGUGCUGCUCUUCCAGCUAUAAAUCCCUCAUCCUUAGGUAAUGUUUCAAUUCCAGCCUUCAAUGAGCUCUCCCUCCCACUUGAACUGAAUGGUAGUAUAUGAGAUCGGAAUAGUUAGGAUCAGAAUGCGCUGUCUGCUGGUUCCGUGUGGAUCUUUCCUGCGGAAUUGAGAUAUCUAUGCGAGAUUUAUCGCCACUUCCUUGAUGAAUUUACGCUCUAUUCUUAUGCGGUGAUGCUUGAUUGUUGGAGAACUUGUAGCAGGUUGUUGAUUCUGUUGCUAGCUUGGUUAUACACUGAAUGGUAUCCCAGCUCAAUGUGAAUGUGACCGACAUUGAUGGUCUUUUCAUGGUUUCAGUUGUACUCUGUGGUGGCUGUCUGGUUGAAAAGCCUGGUCUUGUUGUUUCUACAGGACACUGCUGAGGAAAAUCUGACUUGAUGAUGGUUUGGUGAUAGAUAUACCCCUGGAGAAAAUGAAUGGCCAAAGGGGUUAUGUACCACCGAACUAUAUUCCACUGGGACAAUCAGAUUCUGAACCAGAGCACGUUUCACCAGCCAAGGAAGAAAGUCGUGCUCCUCGUUCUCAAUUCGUGGGUGGUGAACCGGCACAGUGGUCAUCUGGAAUCUGUGCCUGCUGUGAUGAUACGCCGAGCUGUUUGAUUGGCUGUUUAUGCCCGUGCUACUUGUUUGCCAAGAACGCAGAGUUCUUGGGAUCCGGAACACUGGUCGGAUCAUGUGUGACCCACUUCAUUCUCUGGUCGCUCGUCAACACCAUUUGUUGCUGCAUGACAGACGGCAUCUUAUUGGGAAUCCCUGGAUGUUUCGUUGCUUGUUACACUUGUUCCUAUCGCAGAACUCUCCGUGAGAAGUACAAACUCGAGGAAGCCCCCUGCAAUGAUUUCAUCACCCACUUCUUCUGCCAUUUGUGUGCUAACUGCCAAGAGUACCGAGAGAUUCGAGAAAGGUCCGGCAACUCUAACCCACAUGACCUCGGUGGAGCUGCAGUAGCUGUCUCUGCUCCACCUGCGCAGGUAAUGGAGGCAGGUCUGACGGAGUAGCUUUGGUUGUUGUUGCUGUUAUAGUUAUUGUAUAGAGAAGCUCCCGUGCUGUGCAGGUGACUACUUCCUUUUGCUCUCAUGUAUCACAAAGAAAAACUCUUGUUGUUGUUGUAUGUUUGUCUCCUGGAAAAAAGGUCUUAUUUGAAUGAAUGUUGCCAUAUAGUAGUAGUCUCUCGCUCGCUCCGGUGGUUAGCUCUUGUGACUUGGAGGUUUGGCUAGUUAAUUUAAUGGAGCUUUAAUAGUUAAUCUACUGCGAAAUGAAGACGCUAUCCUCAGUGCAAAGGAUGGUCUGCAAAUGGGAAGAAGAUAUACGAAGAGCAUGCUGUUGGAAUUGGACAAUGGCUGUGGUGUGUACUGACUACUGAGCCAGGUUAUAGUUGUCUUUGUACUGUAUAUUUUAGAAGAGCACAGGCGACUUGAGAUUCUGUGGAUGCAUGAAAUUUGAGAUAUUUGGUCUAUUUCUCAGUGGGAUGGCAUCUUUGUUUGAAGUAGAGAUUGCCAUUUUCUCCGCUUCCAUCCUUCUCGUGUUGACAUUUUUUUCCCUCGCAAUGAAGGUGAAUUCUUUACAUAGAUGCUGAAUUCAAUCUCAUAUGAAACCAACAUUCCAAAUCAAUGGUUGUUGAUACACUACUAAGGUAGGUAACAUUGUCUUAUUAGGUCACACAUUGUGGCUCAAAAUUAUAUUAGACGAGACUUCAUGAAGAUUAGUUGAGUUCAAACUAUGUCCUCAUUGAAGUGUGACCCUGUAUCAUUGACAUAAAUCGAUGCAUUGUGACUUGAGAUUGUUAAUGAGUCUAGUUUUGUCUUGUUCAGAUUGAGUUCGUUUAUAAAUGAGUUGAAUCGAGUAGAGUUAGAAUCGCCUCAUUACACUUGCUCGUCAAUAAGAUCAUGAGAUCAGCUCGAGCUCAAGUCAGUUAUUAUAUAUAGUUGAACCCUCAAACUAAGCUAUAAUUUAUGAAUUAAAUACACUAAUAUUUGUAUGUCAUUUGUAAUACAUGUGAUUACUAAUUCCAUGUUUAUAUACUCUAUUGGUAUCGUAUUAUUUAGUUCAUAACUUCAUAUAAUGUGGGGUCGUUUGGAUGGAUUCGGAACGAGUCAAUUAAAAUGAGCCAAUUUGAAUUACAUGCCCCGCCCCUAACAAUUGAAAUUGACUCAAAACGGAUAAAUUUGAAAUUAUCCAGGUAAGUUGAUUUAUCCAAAUCUUCUUCUGGAAAACGAGUCAAUUUGGUCCAAUUGUCUCGUUAAAUCCAUUACAAUUCAUAAUCUAAAAUACCCCGUAAUUUCAUAGCAAUUAGUAUUUAAGCAAUUUAUGAUACGUAAUGUCAUAAUCUCUAUUUGGAUUUAUAACCGAAACAUAUUUGCUCACAUUCUCAAAGUCUUAAAUAUCAUAUAAGGUGAGAUAUACAAUUUAACAAACCUAUAAAUUAUCAAGAAACUAACUCAUAAGAUAUUUAUAAGUUUGUUCAUAAGACUGAACCAUUCGAACCUAAAGAAGAUACCGAAGGUAAGGGGUCGGGGAAUUUUUCGCCCAUUCAUAGAUCAGAAAAUCCUGGGGAUAUUUUCAUUCUUUGUCCAUUCUUUCCAGUAUUUUCUAUACCACAGAAAUUAGGAAUAGGGAGUCUCAAUUCAUUCUAUUUCAUCAGAUCCGGGAUGUGAUAUGGUUUUGAAGGAUGAACUGGAUAUGGACAAUUCCAAUAAGAUUUCUUUCUUGAACAAAAACCCAUUUUUUAAUUUCUUUCAUCUAUUCCAUGAUGUUCAAUCAUUUUGUAUCCCUAAAAUCACUUAGGGGUCGUUUGGAUUGAGUAUUUGGGGGUGUUAUUUGAGGUCAAAUAACACAAAAUCUGUUAUUUAACCCCAAAUAACAUGUUUGACUGACAAAAAGUGGGAUGUGUUAUUUGGAUGUAGUGUUUUGCCAAAUAACAGGUUUGAGACCAA